Paramacrobiotus metropolitanus is the source of this 1472-nucleotide messenger RNA. RefSeq lists its product as uncharacterized. The record is from RefSeq and is a predicted model, not a curated record. The coding region runs from base 217 to 1002 and encodes 261 amino acids. The transcript has 2 exons. Lineage: Eukaryota; Metazoa; Tardigrada; Eutardigrada; Parachela; Macrobiotidae.
UGUACAAAGCACAAUGCAAGGCCUCAGCUUAAAUCCACAGUAUGUCUUCAUACGUAUGCUGCUCUUUAGUCAUAAUUAUUUGAAUUUCGUCACGUGUAUGGCAUUUUAGAAAUUUUAUGGCACAUUUACACCACCAUACUACACUUGUGCUUUUUGAUUGCUCCUUGCUCGACUUGAUUUCAGUCUUCAGUCAAAAGUAUAUUAGUACUAAGCAAAAUGGAGUGUGCGCAGUUAUCGGGUGGUUCCGGCUAUCGUUCCGCAGCUGUUUUGGCAACUCAGAAUUUAAUGCUGGGGGCAUUUAACGUAUUUGCAGCAACCCUGCCACUGGCGGUGGGAAUGGGAGACAUUGUACUAACGGCCGUCAUCCAAGCGGCAUGGAUCGUCGUCACCAGCAUUGUUGGAGUGUGUGGCUUCUUUUGCGAGCCGACCGCUACUAGUAGCUCUUCACCGUUAAUCUCCGCAAGGCAUAUGACUGCCGGAUUACGCUUCCUCAGACUCUAUAUAGCCUUCCUGAUUAUCAGCAUAUCGCUGACUGUAGGCAUGGUCACACAGGGCGCUCUCGUGCUGACCUGGCAGCGAAGCCAUUCUGAUGGUUUCGGUACCGUGGAUCCUGGCGGGCCCUUUGCCAUCGGUACUGGAGCGUUCUCUGUUAUGUGGCUAACCAUGCAACUCGUACGUGCUGUGGCGGCUAUCAGUGACAGGACAUCGCAUGGUAUCGCACCGGCUGGAGCUGCUCCGGCAUCUCCGCAAACGGUCUUUAUCGCAGGUUAUCAUCCGCCGGCUACGCGACAAUCCAUGCUGGCGGAGAUAGCGCCGCCGGACGACUAUCCUUAUCCGGCUGCACAAACUAAUAGCGCCACUCACGGUCUGGAGCGUUUUAUUAAUGAUCACUUGGAUCCUGGAAGUUCUCCACAAAUUACCGGAUACUUUGCUACGAGCCACGCAUCAAGAAAUAUGCCGCCGGGAGCUUUGUUUGCGUAUUCGGAAGUUGUCAAGUACUGACAAGUACUAACACCUACCAUCGUGUCAGUACUGUGAAUAUUAUAGUUGUACGCGUUUAGAAUGAUGUCCACAAGUUGGCAAUAUGCUAGUACAGCACAUAUUUGGUCGAUGCUUUUAUGGACCUUAAGGCUGUAUAAAAGUCCAGUUCAGCCCGGCGGCACUGGAAUCGACGCUAGACAUAUUGACACUAUUUUCUUACAUACAUGUAUUCUUUUUUCUUUUCUUAUUUCUUAUUUAUUGUUUGCUCUACUUAAAGUUAAUGGCGUAGAUUGAUUUACUGUAGCUCGCUUCUGCUUCGCGCUUACGUGGCAGCUCUUGGCGAUUAGAAGUGGUAUCAGCCGACAAAAGUUUAACAAUAUGCGCAUCAGUGCGGAUAAUACAAAAUGAUAACCUAUCAUAGGAUACAGCCAAAGCGGAAGUUGUUGAUUGAAUUUAUAAAAAGUUAAUUCAAAUGCACAACUUGCGGUAUA